This is a messenger RNA of Coccidioides immitis RS, 207 nucleotides long. RefSeq lists its product as uncharacterized. The coding region runs from base 1 to 207 and encodes 68 amino acids. The transcript is spliced from 4 exons. Lineage: Eukaryota; Fungi; Ascomycota; Eurotiomycetes; Onygenales; Onygenaceae. The record is from RefSeq and is a predicted model, not a curated record.
AUGGAGGUGUCUUUCCAGAACAGACAUCCAUUGGGGGGAGGUGGUGGCAGGCACUUCCCCAUGGGGAGGAGAGUUGAUCGGCGUGGCGCGGAACACGCGCUAGGCCGAACAGAGGCCACGGAAUCCCGUGGCCAUUUCCCAGUUAGACUCGUCGAAGUCUCCGCACCUUCAGCCAGAGCUGUCACCUGGGUGCUCAGCGAAGUUUGA